Molecule: messenger RNA, 504 nt
Organism: Symsagittifera roscoffensis
Lineage: Eukaryota; Metazoa; Xenacoelomorpha; Acoela; Convolutidae
Product: thymidine kinase, cytosolic-like
Exons: 2
Coding region: 1-504 (167 amino acids)
Biological process (GO): thymidine metabolic process
Molecular function (GO): thymidine kinase activity; ATP binding
Source: RefSeq, a predicted model, not a curated record
AUGGCUGCGACAAAAGGUGUCCAUUUAGAAGUGCUUAUUUUGAUGAAUAACCAGCUAUUAAGAAUUGACGAAGGUCAGUUUUUCGACGACAUCGUUAGCUUUUGUGAGAAGUCUGCGAAUGCAGGAAAGACCGUUAUAGUCGCAGCGUUAGACGGGGACUUCCUGCGACAUGGAUUCAACGACAUUCUUAACCUGGUACCGCUAGCCGAAAGUGUCAUCAAACUUAACUCAGUGUGCAUGUUGUGUUAUGGCGACGCUUCUUUUACUAAAAGAAUCGGAACAGAAAUGACGCUUGAGGUUAUAGGAGGCAGCGACAAAUAUAUCGCUGCUUGUAGAUCAUGUCAUUCGAAGCAACUGCUUUCUCCUUUAACGCCUAGUGUAAUGAUUAAUGGAAAUCACACGCAGUUAAGAGAUUGCGUUUUGUUAAAUAAAGCUGAACUUGUCAAAACUUCAUCAGAAGAUAAGGAGAACAUCCGAAAAACCGAAUCAAAUAAUUUGAGCUGA